AUGAGUUUUCAAUGGACUUUUCUAGCGACAUUUCUCUAUUGUGAAUUAGUCGUUGUCUUUAUUUUACUCUUACCAUUUAUCUCACCAGUCAUUUGGCAAAAAUUCUUUAAAUCAAGGAUUGCAAAAGCAUUUACAGCUGGUGCUAAAUAUUAUUUUAAUUUUAUUAUAUGUAUUUUUACAUUACUUUUUCUCGACUCAAUUCGUGAGCUUCGUAAAUAUUCGGGUUUCGAAGUUAAAGAUUUAAACACACCACAUGCUGAAGCUCAUGCACAUAUGAAACAAUUUCGUUCACAACGAAAUUUCUAUAUUGCUGGUUUCGCUCUUUUUCUUUGGUUUGUUAUCAAACGUUUAAUUCAUCUUCUAUCAGAAUGUGCUCGUAAUAUGGCAGAUUCAUCUGCAGCACGUAAACAAGCUGAAGGUGCACAUCGUCAUUUAGAAGGACUUAUGACCAAAGAUGCAAAAACAAUUGAUCCAAAAGAACUUGAAGGAUCAACUGAUGAAGCAGGACGAUUUAUUGAUGCAAAAAAACAUGAUGCAGAAAUUGAAAAAUUUAAACAAGAGGUAAUGAAAGCACGUGAAGAUAUUGAUUCAUUACGUGAACAAUAUGACAAUUCAAUUAAAGAUUACGAUAAACUUAAUGAAGAACAUCGAAAAUUACAAGUAAAACUUGCUAUUGCAUCAAGUGGUAGUGAAACAUCAAAAGACAAAUAA
Molecule: messenger RNA, 711 nt
Organism: Adineta steineri
Lineage: Eukaryota; Metazoa; Rotifera; Eurotatoria; Adinetida; Adinetidae
Source: the annotation of a GenBank genome assembly